Molecule: messenger RNA, 1754 nt
Organism: Scophthalmus maximus (turbot)
Lineage: Eukaryota; Metazoa; Chordata; Actinopteri; Pleuronectiformes; Scophthalmidae
Product: protein LEG1 homolog
Exons: 10
Coding region: 292-1365 (357 amino acids)
Source: RefSeq, a predicted model, not a curated record
UUGCAGCGGCGGUUUGUUUGUUUCCGGAUUAUCUGCCACGCCCCCGGUCACGUGAGGUCUGCAGCACUCGAGGCACGUGACGUGGGGAGAUCACAAAUCAUAAAAAUGGACUUCAAACUUUGGGAAAACAUCAAUAUUUUUAUUCUUGGUCGGAGCAAUUGUAACGGAACCCACGUCUUGUUGGAUGCCUGUGGCACAUCUUGAUGAGCACAGGAGUCCUCGGCUGUGGCCUGCGGUCCUCAUCACUGGAAAUUUCCCAGUUUGACAUCAACAGAUCCCAGCUCCGCCGCCAUGCAGCGCCUGACGGUCCUCGGCCUCCUCCUGGCAUGCGCCGCGUCUCUCUGCAGCGCCGCUGUGGUUAUAGAAAAUGGCAUGCCCAUCCUGUGGGCGCACACGGCCAGCCAAAUGACCGACCUGCCGAUAGAGAAUGGCGUUCUGAACCCCGAUCCCUGGCACUACCUUCACCGCAUGAGUCUCUACCGGCUGAUGAUAGCGGCUACAGAUCCGUUCAUGGGAUGCAUGGGCACAAACGCGACAGACAGUCCUUUCUGGGGACUGCCACUGCAGCUUGGAUGGAUGCUUACUUCAGGACGACUUGCGGAUCCAACCGGUGCUUCAACCUGCGGCCUGCAAACAGGAGAUACCAUGUGUAUCUCUACUCAGAGUUGGUGGGGCUGUGUGAACUAUUUUGUCUCUGCACUGCCCGUCCUCUCUGCCGCACAGAAUGGCUUCAUGGGACCAGGACUUCAGGUCCAGAUGCAGAUGCCUGCAGGUGUUGAGGACCUGUGCACCAACUACGCUGACUGUUCAGCUCGCUUCCCUGAUGCCAUGUCUAAGUGGGAUGCCUUUUUCCAGGGCCUCAAGGCUGCAAAUGAGUCUCCUCUACCCGACGCUGAGAAGAGAGACUCUCUCCUUGGUCUCUACUGGACUGCCCAAAUGGCUUCAACUUAUGCCUCUGCUGUUUGCAAUGCCAGGCAGAGCCACUACCCCUCGACAGAGGUGUCAUUUGCUCAGAGCUGGCUGAACUCAGCGGAGUACGUAUCUGCGGCACAUUUCCAGUCCAACAUGGCAAAAUCUGUGCUGUUCAUGACCCCUCUGCCAAGUCGAAUUUUACAGGAGGGCGACAGUGCACCCGACAUUCCUGAUCUGAGUGCGGAUGAGAACCACACACUGUCUAUCUUCGCCUGGAUGCAGAAGGCCAACAAUCUACUUGGUGGUACACUGGUGCGUCUGUGGGGAAGGGCCAUGUGUUCAAUGAACACAAGAGAGAAGGGCAAAGAGAUGCUGGAGCAGCUCCUACUGGAUUCCUCCUUCGUUACAUCCUCUUUCCUGUCCAUCGUCACUGGCAUGGCUACCAGCUGCUGAGACAAACACGAAAACACACUCACAAAUAGAUACCGAGAGAGAACUUAAUUUAUGUAAAAGUCAACACUUUCUCACCUGACUUGCUGAAAUGAAUCUGAUUUUAUUUAAUUUUUUUUGUGGUAAACAAUACAGGAUUACUGUUUUGAUUACUGUAAAAGUCAGGGCAAGAUUUCACUACAUAAGACAAGAUUUGUAAUACACAGACAUAACUGGCAUUUCAUUUUUCUAUAGAACUAAGUCGUACGUACUGAAAGUAAGUUCUGUCAUUAUUUGGUGACUGUAGCUCAACGGACAGAUUAUUGUGUAAAGCAGGUAUAUACCCCCAAGUGUGUAUCACAUGUUCUCCUCAUGCUCUUGUGAAUAUGUAUCCCAGUAAAUUUUCAACAAUU